AUUAAUUGUUGUGUGGGGUAUUUUGGUACGAGGGAACAAUUCUUGAAGUUAAAAAAAGAAAAGAAGCAAAAUCCACUACAAACGGCUAGCAACACAACACAAAGUAGUUGAGUGCAGCAGGAUAACGUUAAAGCGCGCGGUGGUAGGAGUGAAAUGGUACUACUUUUCAAUAACUUGCAGUUUUCUCGGUGGACAUUCUUCAAACACCUUACGCCCCGGAAAUACACUACUCUCUGUCAGAACAAUUCCACAUCCAAUCUCUCCCAUUUCCUAACCCUAACCUCUCGCCAGAAAGACCAAAUUCAUCUCUACGUUGACACACUUCUUCAAUGGAACAAGCGCAUGAAUCUAACUGCAGUUAAAGAAGUGAAUGAAGUUAUGGAAAGACACAUUGAGGACUCCCUCGCGAUUUUGCCUCCGUUGAGCGAUAAUUAUAUGAGUCAUAGCAGCAAAUCCAUUGAUAAGGUUAAACUCGUUGAUGUAGGAACUGGUGCAGGUCUUCCGGGAGUAGUUUUGGCCAUUGCUCGACCAGAUUGGGAUGUAACACUGAUGGAGUCUAUGAACAAGCGGUGCGUUUUCUUGGAGCACGUUGUGGGUGUUAUCGGUUCCUCCAACCUUCAAAUUGUAAGAGGAAGAGCAGAGAGUUUGGGGCAGAAUCUUUGCUACAGAGAGAAAUUUGACAUAGCUGUAGCCAGGGCGGUUGCAGAGACGAGAGUAUUAGCUGAGUAUUGUCUACCGUUGGUUCGUGUUGGGGGAAUGUUUAUUGCUGCCAAGGGUCAUGAUCCUGAGGAUGAAGUUAAGAAAGCUGAAAACGCCAUCAAGAAAAUGGGGGCAUCAUUAUUGCAAGUAUGCUCAGUGGAAUCGCAAAGCCCAUAUGGUCAGCGUACUGCUGUCAUAUGUCUGAAGGAUCGUCCCACCCCAAUGAAAUAUCCCCGUUUUCCUGGGACACCAAGUAAAGAACCAUUGUAAGAUGGAUGCUCAGUCUAUUGGCUGUAUUCUGCUGUUCUUCUGACCCAAUCCUAUCACUUUUUUUUGAACCAUUGUCUGAGAGAAGGACCCAUAUGAUGUGCACCAUCGACCUGAUUUUCGGCUCAUAUAGGACAAAUUUUUGAUAUAAUUUAUUAUAAUUGUAGUGUUCUUUUUUGAAUAGUAAGGGUCCUAUGAGUUAUGACUUUGUUAUAGUAUAUCUUGUGAUGCUACUCUACUUGCACACAUACAAAGCAUUGCAAUAUGCCUUGUCCUAUAUAUAAAAAAAAGUUGGGCCAACAAUAGUUGAUGUAUCUACUUCAAAACUUAGACGACAUACAUCAACUUUUGUUAAGCAAACUUUUUCUUAUAUAUAGGACCAAAAGGACUUUUGGUGAUUACGAUUAUGAUUUACUUUGAGUCUUUGGAGACAUUGAUGAACCUGAAGGCAAUGCAGAAAUCUCUUGUGACAAUGACAAGGGAAAUAACUAGAUAUAUAAUUGUAGAUGUCCGUUGCCAUAUGUGUGAUGCCAAUUAUCCUAGAAGUAUGUUUUAAAAGUUGGACCUUCAAUCUUUGUUUACUUGUUAUUAUUAUCUUGGAUUUGCAAUAAGUUCAGAUUACUCUGCUCAAUAAAUUUGAUAUUGUCUCAA
Molecule: messenger RNA, 1617 nt
Organism: Medicago truncatula (barrel medic)
Lineage: Eukaryota; Viridiplantae; Streptophyta; Magnoliopsida; Fabales; Fabaceae
Product: ribosomal RNA small subunit methyltransferase G
Exons: 7
Coding region: 154-969 (271 amino acids)
Biological process (GO): rRNA processing
Cellular component (GO): cytosol; cytoplasm
Molecular function (GO): rRNA (guanine-N7-)-methyltransferase activity
Source: RefSeq, a predicted model, not a curated record